Messenger RNA from Mesorhabditis belari, 432 nucleotides. NCBI's taxonomy places the organism in Eukaryota, Metazoa, Nematoda, Chromadorea, Rhabditida, Rhabditidae. The record is from the annotation of a GenBank genome assembly.
AUGCAAUGGGAAUUCUCGGCGACUCCAUGCGGGAAUUUCGUCUCAUUUUAUAUCGACUUCUUGGCAAUUUGCUCGUUUUUCACCACCGAGAUUCUAAUCGAUCUAAUUGUUUUAGUGAUAUUCAGUCAAAAAGUGAAACAUUGGCGAAUGACGGGAGGAAAUCAAGAAAAGACGAAUCGUCGAGAGAUGAGAAUGUUCGCACAGUCCUCCCUUGCCUCUCUCGGUUUCGUCUACAUGCUCGUGUCAUUUCAAUUUUUCACCGGCAUGACCACCGACCUUUUCUGGAAAUUUUUCCACACGACAAUCGCUUGGCAACUUUCUCAUUGUACACAAGGAGCGGUAAUCCUCGUGUUGGAGAUUCGGAAAUCAUCCACUCCUCGUCUCAACGGAACAACCAGAACGGUCAUCACAAGCCGAAUCACCCAAAUGCCA